AUGGCAGAUAUAUUGGAUAGAGGGGCCAAACUCUUUGAUGGCCCGGAAAGAGAUUACAACCAUGCCACCGACUCCCAGUACCAGAACUUACGCUCCAAAGCCGAUGAGUUCUAUAAGAAAAGAAACCACUUGAGCCAACAAUCACAACUGGCAUACAAGACAGGAGAUAAACAACGUGCUCAUGAACUAAGCGAGCAGCUGAAACAGGCUCUUCAACAGGCAGAAUACUAUAGUGAACAAGCUGCUGAGUAUGUCUUUCGUGAAAAUAACACUGACUCUGCUGCCGAUGAGAUUGAUUUACAUGGAUUGUAUGUGAAAGAAGCCAAGUGGAUCGUGCAAAGACGCAUUGAGCAAGCCGUUAGAACCAAUCAAAGCCAUUUAAAAGUUAUUGUGGGGAAAGGGAAUCAUUCUGCUAAUGGCAUUUCCAAGUUGAAGCCAGCUAUAGCCGAGUUAUGCGAGGAGAGUAAUUUAAAACAUUACAUUGACCCAAAGAAUACAGGGGUGUUGGUGAUUGAUUUGAACAACGCUAGCUCGGCGCAACUUCCCAGUUCAUGGGGACAAAGUCCAAUUACCCAGCCACAGCAGGCGUAUCAUGGAAACAAUCAACCACAUUACUCUAACCAACACCAUGGUGGUCAAACUCACUACCAACAGCAAAAUAACCAAGAUAUCAAGACAGGAAAUCAAUUUGUCGAUCUACUUAUCAAAGGCCUUUGCAUGUGUCUUAACAAAAAAUAG
Messenger RNA from Lodderomyces parapsilosis, 738 nucleotides. RefSeq lists its product as uncharacterized. The record is from RefSeq and is a predicted model, not a curated record. The coding region runs from base 1 to 738 and encodes 245 amino acids. Lineage: Eukaryota; Fungi; Ascomycota; Pichiomycetes; Serinales; Debaryomycetaceae. The transcript has a single exon.